GCUUGGAGUAAUUUUCCUACAAAUAGUGCUUAGUAACUCGGUUCAUCACAGAUAUAUCCAUACACACAUUUUGUCAUUCAAAUAUUUACAUUUAUUGGUGGCCGAAUUUCAAACUUGACACGAAAAUAAUUUAUUGUUCAAAUAUGAUUAAAAACUAAAAAUUUGAUAUUAAUAAAAACAAGUAAUUAAGCAGAUCACAUAAGGCCUGAAUCGCAUUCUAUAUUUUGGCAUCAACAAAUCUGAAUUAAAAUUUUUCUUUCAUCGCAAUUGGUGGUGAAAUGACUCAUUGUAAUCAAAGUUUAAUUCCGCCAACAUGCGCGGCACAAAGUGUUGGUACAGUGAAUCAAAUUUUUGCCACGCUGUUGCAAACCUUUUUAACGGCUCAGUGUAGUAUCUCCUCCUCUGACAAGUGGCCCCGUGACUAUGGAAGAGUGGCUCUUGAGAAAGGUUUGGGUGAAUACGAUUUUAUCGUGGUAGGAGCAGGAACAUCUGGUUCUGUCGUUGCCAGUCGAUUGAGCGAAAUUCCAUUUUGGAAAGUUCUUUUGAUCGAAGCCGGUGGAAAUCCGCCCAUUGAAUCUCAAAUUCCCGGAUUUGUAUUCGAUUUAGUGAAAACGAAAAUAGAUUGGAAGUUCUAUGGCAAUUCGACAUCGGCAUGUAAGCUAGCUGGAGAUAGAGGCUGUUACCUACCUCGUGGAAAAAUGCUCGGUGGAACAUCGUCCAUGAGUCACAUGGUUUAUGAGCGCGGAAUCCCUGAAGAUUUCAACGAAUGGGCAGCCCUUGGCAAACCUGGAUGGGAUUAUGAAAGUGUAUUAGCGUAUUUCAAAAAAUUUGAAGGCAAUCAAAAUCAACCCUUUGUCGCGUACGACAAUGGCCGAUAUCACAAUGCAUUCGGGCCUUUUAAAGUGGAAAGUGUUCCUUUGUUACCAAUUGAAGAUGCCUAUGUAGAUGCAGUCAAAGCUGCUCGAGCUCAGUUCGUUUCCGAUGUGAAUGCUGACAAAUAUCUUGGGUAUACAGUGUCACAGGCGACUUCUUUUAAUGGCACUCGUAGCAGUUCAGCGAGUGCGUUUUUGACUCCGGCCAGACAUCGAAAUAAUUUGCACGUUAUCAAACAUGCAUUUGUUCGCAAGGUUCUCAUAAAUAGAAAUAACGAAGCUUAUGGAGUGGAGUUCACCAUCAAGGGUGGGCAUAAAAUGAAAGCAUAUUCAAGAAAAGAAGUGAUCGUUUCGGCCGGAGUGAUUCAAAGUCCUCCACUGCUGAUGAGAUCAGGAAUUGGACCAAAGCAGCAUUUGGAGAAACGAAAAAUACCAUGUAAGGCCAACUUGGCUGUUGGAGAAAAUUACAUCGAUCAUGUAUUCAUUCCGAUGAUAUUCACCCUGAAUAUUAGUACCACACCUUUGUCGCCAUUGGCCGAUUUAGAUGGUCUUUACCAAUAUUUAGUGCAUAACUCUGGACCACUCGCGGCAAGAUCAAUUUUAUCGGCGUAUUUAAGUACGAAUGGCAGCUCUUCACCAGACAUUCAGUUAUAUAUGGCAGGCUUCCCACGUGGAUAUUCUGAAACAGUACUAACCGAUUUCAUCAAGCUUACUGAUUUCGAAGAUGUAUUGGCCGCAGAUGUCAUCAAAAUGAACAAACAAUACGAUACAUUUGCUGUGCUAGUUACAUUGAUAAAGCCCAAGUCUCGUGGUAUGAUUCGGCUCAAGAAGAAAUGUUCGACUUGUAAGAGACCAGACAUCUACGUAAAUUACUUAACUGAUCCAGAAGACAGAGCAACGGUGAUACGUGCUAUCAAAGGACAACUAGUCUUGGCCAACACUCCAUCACUGCAGAAAAUCAACGCUAAAUUUAUCCCAGUACCGAUUCCGGAGUGCGAUUCACUUGACAAUCAAUCGGAUGCUUAUUUGGAUUGUUACAUCACGUAUGUCAGUUUCAGUGGAACACAUCAAGUGGGCACCAGCAAAAUGGGGGGAUCGACCGAUCCAAAAGCUGUUGUUGAUCCACAAUUGAGAGUUUACAAGACCAAACAAUUGAGACAAAUUGAUGCCGGAGUAAUACCAGUUCCAAUAAGGGGAACACCACAGUGGACUGUGAUGAUGGUGGCUGAAAAAGGAGCCGAUAUUAUCAAGGGCAAUUAUUUAAGACGUGGAAAUGCGAGAACGUAAAUUUGGAGAGAACAUAAAAGCCCUUUCUAAACUUAGUUGAGAUGAUAGAUUCGAUGGCUGAAUAAAUGUUUAGAAAUUUACUACAUAUUUACUACAAAAA
This is a messenger RNA of Sitodiplosis mosellana (orange wheat blossom midge), 2259 nucleotides long. RefSeq names its product glucose dehydrogenase [FAD, quinone]-like. The coding region runs from base 279 to 2159 and encodes 626 amino acids. The record is from RefSeq and is a predicted model, not a curated record. Lineage: Eukaryota; Metazoa; Arthropoda; Insecta; Diptera; Cecidomyiidae. The transcript has 3 exons. Gene Ontology annotation, molecular function: ecdysone oxidase activity; flavin adenine dinucleotide binding.